Molecule: messenger RNA, 648 nt
Organism: Gryllus bimaculatus (two-spotted cricket)
Lineage: Eukaryota; Metazoa; Arthropoda; Insecta; Orthoptera; Gryllidae
Source: the annotation of a GenBank genome assembly
CGAACCUCUCCUGUGCCGGCCGCGGACGCCGCGCCCGCCACGCCCGCCGCGCCCGCCGCGGACGACGAAACGGUGAACUACCGCAUCCCGACCAACGUCGUGCCAGAGAACUACCGGCUCGUCAUUCGCCCGGAAUACCGUACUAACCGCCUGAUCGACGUGAAGAAGUUCGACGGCGAGCUCGUCAUCACGGCCACCGUCACCGGCUCCGCGGCCAACAAGAUCGUCAUCCACAAGGCCAACACCAUCACCGACCUCCAGAUCCUGUGCAUUCUCAAACUCAACGACGAUGUUGAAGAUAACAAGGAUCAGAAUGUUGUAUCAGGGAUCAACAGCUUUUGCUCAGAAGCGGACGGCACCUACGUCACGAGGUCCAGCCAAACUGAAGAUGAAGUCACUGAGACCUUAACCAUUAACCUGGACGAGGCAUCUACCCUGGCGGUGAAUCAGAAGAUCCGCAUUGUCCUUGUGUACGAAGCCGUCUUCCGCGAAGGCGGACUCACGGGAUUCUACACCAGCACAUACCUCGACGACUCGAAAAGAGAAGUCGCCAUGUUGACUACCAAGUUUGAGCCGACGUACGCGCGCCAGGCGUUUCCCUGCUUCGACGAACCAGCCCUCAAGGCCACGUUCGACCUCAUCGUGCAG